Saprolegnia parasitica CBS 223.65 is the source of this 972-nucleotide messenger RNA. RefSeq lists its product as hypothetical. The record is from RefSeq and is a predicted model, not a curated record. Gene Ontology annotation, cellular component: plasma membrane. Lineage: Eukaryota; Oomycota; Saprolegniomycetes; Saprolegniales; Saprolegniaceae. The coding region runs from base 1 to 972 and encodes 323 amino acids. The transcript is spliced from 2 exons.
AUGCGUCUAUACGCUCUCACACUGGGUCUCUUGGCGCAUGCAGUUGCCGCCGACACGACCGAGUCGGCCGUCACCCUCGUCCUUUCGUACGUCGUCCGCGCCGUGAGCCUCCGGUCGCCCGCCGGUCCGACGCCCGCGCCGUCGCCGCCCGACAGCUCGCUCGACUUGCUUCUCAACGACCACUAUUCGCACAUUUGGGGGUGGUCUCCUUGCGGGGUUUGGAAUUCCCGUCGGGCUCUCGGCAACUUUGUCAUUGGCCUCUGCGCCGGCGCGGCGUUUGCCGCCAUCCAGCACAUUUCGUUUGGCUACAAAUACUGGCCGUCGAAUCCGAACGGCGCCUUGUACAUCAGCGUCGCGUCGUGGGCUCUCGUCUUUGGUGCCCUCACCGUCCUCGGGGGCAAGCCGCUCCAGAUUGUCUCGACCAGUCUCGCCGGUGCGAUGAUGACCGUGUGGGGCAUUGGGUACUUCUCGGGGCGCUACCCAAGCGUGUGCGACCUUCCGCGCAAGCAGGCGUUUGCAAACGGUCCGUGGGAGUAUGAGAUUCCGUCGGCGUGGUGGGGCUACCUCACAGCGACGCUCGUGUUGUGGGUCGCCGGCAUUGGCAUCCAGUUUGCCGUCACGGCCGUCGAGCCGGUCGUCGUCAAGAAGGAAGAUCACCACGCGACUCACGAGACGACGCACCACCGCGAGCUCUACGCGCAUCACCACCUCUCGCCGUACCGCAAGUCGCGCUCGCAGCGCAAGUCGUCGUCGUUCUCGUCGUCGUCGUCGUCCGACACCCAGCGCCACCACGGUAUCGAAAUGACCGAACGUCGGCACCACGACGACCAUAAAGAGACGAAGAAGCACCGCACGAGCAGUCGCGAUGCAGGGUCGUCGAUGCCCGACGGGGUUCCGAUCGUCGAGACGCACUACGUGCAAGUGGGCACACCGCAUCACCAGCACGACCACCGCCGCCACCACAACUUUUAA